AAGAUUAACCUUGUUCACUUAUGCCUCCAUCCAAGCUCGACGAAGAAUAUGUUCAAAACAGCUUUCACACUUAUCUCAAGUCCUCCCUCACACAAGCAAAAGCAGAGAGACUGAUAGAGGACCAAGUUUUAGCGUCUGCAGAAGCAGAUCUCAUGAUAUCUGGCCCAGCAUUAUGCUUGUAUUUUGCUGCACUCCGAUGCACAACAAACCCACCGUCUGUACCACUUCCUCGUGCUACAAAGUCCGCACCGCCGCUCGAACUUUCGGCAGAUAAUUGCCCUCCUGCAUUUCUCGGUUUUCUAGCCGUCUGGGGUGCUACGGUGCCGCGCAUCCAGGGCCUUGUACCCCAUGAUCAGCAUGAUCUUGCACGCAUCAUUUGUAACCUUCCACCUAUCUCUAUCCCUGCAAACACCGAGUGCGCCGGCAUCGCUGCUGAUCUACGUGCUGUGGCAAUUGAAAUCAGUCAGAGGCGCACUUUUCAGGAUAGAUAUGCAAGCGAUCUGCAGGCUGCGUUAGAUGCAGGCUCAUCAAGCAGUGGUUUGAAGGUCAAGACGAGCUUCGUACCACCGCCUGUUUAUUCAGACUUGCUUUCCCCCGAGUCAUCCGGAUAUGGGUACAAGAAGUCCCCGUCUCCUUCGUCUCCAUCAUCUGUUCUGUCUGCAUUUCCCUCGCGCACUCCUUCCCCUACGAUCCUCACCCAAGAUACCCCUGAAAUCGACUUCAUCCGUGAAACACUCUACUCCGCACUCGCAGCCGUGUUGGAGCAAAUCACAGCCUCUCCGAGUCAUAACCCGCAUCCGCUCGCACGGCUAUUCAGACAUGAUCCCCCGCGUGCCCAUUUUGCCGCUGUCAGCCUUGCCAUUCUCGAGGUAGCCACGACGCAGGGCAUCAUCAUCCCCGAUCAAAACGCGAUCAUGUGUGUCAGUGCACGAGAACCUGGAGGGCACAAGCUCACGCCGAAUGCCUGUCCAGAGCCACUGCGGCCGUUCAUGAUGGAGCUCAUUGCCGUUGGCCGGGACGCGCAGGUGAUGCAGGAUGAAGACAACGAGGCGACGAUCAAGGUCAUCGAGAGAGGUGAUGCGGAUAUACCAGAACCUAGAUUUGAGCGCGUGAAGGUCAUCAUCAUCGAUGGUGUACGUGUUUGCGGGGAUUGUGCGGAUAAUGGGAGCAGGGCGCGUAAAAGGAGCUUGGAGGGACGGGCUGUGGCGUUUGCAAACAGGGUGAACGCCCUCGGACUGUCGAUCAGUAGGAUCAAGGCAUUUAGAGACAGAGAGAAGGAAGUGUUCGAUGUGUUAGGGCCACGCCCAUAAGGUUUUGGAUGAUGUCUAGAAUUAGUACCAGGAUGGAAGAUGAUCAUGAACUUACUUUACUAAUGCCAAUAUUCUGUAUUUAUUCCACAUGCAUUCAAACCUUGUGCUGUUCAUCUCCAC
Suillus clintonianus is the source of this 1430-nucleotide messenger RNA. RefSeq lists its product as uncharacterized. The coding region runs from base 21 to 1310 and encodes 429 amino acids. The transcript is spliced from 2 exons. Lineage: Eukaryota; Fungi; Basidiomycota; Agaricomycetes; Boletales; Suillaceae. The record is from RefSeq and is a predicted model, not a curated record.